UUAUAUACCUGAAUGUAUGGGCACACGUUAUCCGGUCGUCGGCGACAUUGAUUUUCGUCGAGUGUGCAAAAAUGUUUGUUUGCAUUUCUUUUUACAUUGUGGUUAAGCAAUAUAUCGUCGAGACCUCUCCGCAGAACACGUCGACCGACCCCGACUGAUGUAGCCCGCAUAUGUUGUUAUUGCCGGCGGUCAAAUCCAAACGUGCCGUAUCGCAUAUAAAAGUUCUAUCGAUAUCGGGUAUCGCGUGGGAAUUGAUGGGAAGUAGACGAUGCACGGUACCAGGCAAGCUCCACUUUGGCCGCUGUUUUGUUGCGCGAUACUCCUCGAAACCGUCAGCGGAGCGAAGCCAAAACAUUCCGCUCAUUUGGAUCCGCAUUGGGACAAUUUUAAGGCGGAACAUAAUAAAACAUACAUAAGAAAUAAUGAACACCACCAUCGUUCAGCGUGGGAGGAGAACUUUCAUCACAUUAAUAGACACAACGAAGAGGCUAAAAGUGGAAAACACAAUUACACACUGGAUUUGAAUCAUUUAGCUGACAUGCCUUUGCAUCUGUACAAUAAACAUUUUACUAGUCUUUCAUCAAGCAAAUUAACCAAAAGCACAGAUAUGCAUACUGAUCCGUCUCAACAUCAUACGAAAUCAAUUCCUGAAGAGGUUGACUGGCGGGAAAGAGGAUUUAACACACCCGGAUGGAAUCAAUUGGACUGUGGUGCGUGCUAUGCUUUCAGUAUAGCUUCCAUGCUUGAAGGACAGCUGUUUAAAGCCACGGGAGAGUUGCACACAUUAAGCUCGCAACAAAUCAUCGACUGUUCAAUCGCAUAUGGAAAUCUCGGUUGUUCCGGUGGAUCGUUAAAAAACACAUUGCAGUAUCUCCGGAGAGUCGGAGGAAUUAUGCAAGGACUUGAGUAUUCGUACAAAGCAAAGAAAACAUUGUGUCAUUUCAAAAAAUAUAGAGCAGUACUUCAAAUUUCAAAAAUUUCAAUACUGCCACCAUCCGACGAACACGCGCUGAAAGUAGCUGUGGCGCUUAUAGGACCAAUCAGCGUAUCAGUGAAUGCAAAUCCAAAAACAUUUCAAUUGUACUCAUCCGGAGUUUACGACGACCCAGCCUGUUCGUCCAGCAUCGUUAACCACGCAAUGUUGCUGGUCGGGUACACGAAGAACGCUUGGAUUUUGAAAAACUGGUGGAGCUCGAAAUGGGGUGACAACGGUUACAUGUAUUUGGCACGUGGCAAAAACCAGUGUGCUGUGUCCACCUACGCCGCUUACGCUACCAUAUUAUUGCCGAGCCACCGAUCGCAGCCUUCGACGCAUCCUCGUGGUUGA
This is a messenger RNA of Rhopalosiphum maidis (corn leaf aphid), 1327 nucleotides long. RefSeq names its product cathepsin L1. Gene Ontology annotation, molecular function: cysteine-type endopeptidase activity. Bases 269 to 1327 code for a protein of 352 amino acids. NCBI's taxonomy places the organism in Eukaryota, Metazoa, Arthropoda, Insecta, Hemiptera, Aphididae. Gene Ontology annotation, cellular component: lysosome. The transcript has 8 exons. The record is from RefSeq and is a predicted model, not a curated record.